Setaria italica (foxtail millet) is the source of this 7975-nucleotide messenger RNA. RefSeq lists its product as uncharacterized. Bases 304 to 7467 code for a protein of 2387 amino acids. Gene Ontology annotation, molecular function: helicase activity. NCBI's taxonomy places the organism in Eukaryota, Viridiplantae, Streptophyta, Magnoliopsida, Poales, Poaceae. The record is from RefSeq and is a predicted model, not a curated record. The transcript is spliced from 22 exons.
CAGGCGCGAGAACGCUCAUCGUACUCCCCCGGUCUCCCCUCAAAACGGGGGGACUGGCGGGCACCGGGGCGGAACACGAGGCCACCGGCACGAGCACAUCGCCCCACCGGCGCCUACAACUUCGAGAGGCAAUCUUGCCACUCGCAAAUCCCCUUCCAUUCGGAAGCCUCCCGCCCCGCCGCCUCUUCCCGAGCGCGACAUCGCCGCCUCUUCCCGAGCGCGACAUCGCCGCCUCGUCGGAACCCUAGAACCCCGCCGGCGGGCACCUCGUCGCCGAUCACCGGGCAUCCGCCAUCCACGGCGAUGGCGAGGGCGGCGGCGCGGCCGCGGCGGCUCGAGCUGGCCGAGCGGUGGCGCGGGAUCCAGGAGGACGAGGAGGCCGAAGACGGCGGCGAGCCGUCCGCCGCCAAGCACCGCCGCCUCAUUCGGGCCAAGGAGGAGUGGUUUUCACAUUGUUAUACUUUCCUGGUAAAUUUGCCAAAAGAAGAGCAUAUUUGGUGUGGAUAUGCUGAUAUUAUGGGCCCCUUCUUGGAAACAUUCCAUGGCUUCUUUGACGAUAAGGAUGAUGAGUCAUCUCUUAGAAUAAUAUGGAGACGAGUUUCUCAAGAAAUGGGUAUUUGCACACAAUGUGUAUGCGAACACCACCAGGCGCAGGGAUUUUUCGAUACUGAAUAUCGUUCAGAUACUGUCGAUCCCCUUCUGAAAGUAUUGCGGCUUCUUGAUGAAGAGAGGGUAACGGAGCAUCUUAUACAAAUCAACAAAAUGAUUCAGCUCAAGGAAUAUGACCCUUCAUGCCAUGGUGAAGAAGUUGUCAGCAUAAUGUUCGAAGUUUUGAUGUAUCCUGUUCUUUUAGAUGACCAAUCUUUGGCUAAUCAGUUUCAGAUGUUCAUUGAAACAAUUGAUGAAUCAUAUGAAUUGAGCCUUUCAACUAAUCAGCAAUACCCUGGUGUCUAUGCCCUACUUUUCUUCAAAAGUUGCAAAGCUCGGGCUAUUGGGCUUCGAUUGGCUCGAUCCAUGGGGAAACUGAGGAGAGCAGUUGAUUUGGAACAAUUGCAACCCUUAAUGCAAAAGUAUAUUAACUUUUUGGAAGCGGAAGUUCUUCCAUCUACUUCAGAACAUUCAAGGCCUAGGGUGCAGCUGAAAAGAGCUGACAUAUGGCUUGGAUUUAAAUCACUCCUUGGAUUUCUUGAGGCGCCAGCUUUUGAAGAUGGAAUUCUGGAAAAGUACCCUGUAUUCCUGAAUAUUGUACUUAACCAUGUCAGUGAUGACACAUCUGAUUUGUCGUGUGCUGUAAGUUGCCUCAAAGCUUCAUUUGAAAUGCUUGGUUGCAAACUUUGGUUGAGAACAACACUAUCACCUAGUGUUAUGCGAAACACAUUAUUAGGUCACUGUUUCCAUACCCGAGAUGAGAAAAGUCACAAGGAAAUUUUUGAUCUUUUCCUCCCAUUUCUUCAGUCACUUGAAGCACUACAAGACGGUGAGCAUGAAAAGCAAAGGAGGAACAUCCUAUAUUUUCUUCUUCAUCAAGUCACCCGGAGUAGUAAUUUCAGUGCUCUGAUGAGAAAAAACGCCACUAAGAUUGCCCUUCUUAUUGUUCAAAGAGGAUACACAAUGUGCCCUCCUUGCCCACCUACCGAAUGCGCCCAUAUGUGGGGGCCAUCUUUGAUAAGUUCGAUAGAGGAUACAUGCUUACAUAGUUCAUUGCGGCAACCUGCACUUGGUCUUAUAUAUAUUAUCAUAAUUUCUGAUGCUUCUGCCUUGAUUUCCUAUAAAUUGAAGUAUGAGUCUGUUAAAAAGGAUAAUAUAAGCAAUUCUGUCAUGUUUGCGGAUGAUGAUGAUGAAUUGCCUUUCUCGCAUGACGCUGAAGAAAAGUCUCAGAGCUGUUGGAACGACUUCAAUGUUCUGAACAAGUUGGCAAGCCGGGAAUGCAAGGAUUGGAAAUGCAUCCCUUUGCUAUGGUAUCUUACAAUGGUUCAGUUGGAACCCUCUAAGCUACCCAUAGCAUUUUCAAAAGCAGUCCUUUGGGGAUUGUCUCAUAUAUCUGUUUUAGAGCCUGGGUUAGCUACAGAGUCGUCGGUGCCUGUGAAUGUUUGGUUAUCAUCACAUGUCGGAGAAGUUUCCUCAACAUUUACAUGGCAAGUUCCAAAUGGUGCUGAUGAUGGUGGAAGUGGGAAGGAUUGUAUCAAUACCCUCAAGGUGUCACAGUUUUGCGUUCUCUUAUUGAAAGUAUUUAAAAGAUUAUCCAUUCAUGUCAUGACACAAAUUGAACAACGUGGGCUCCAAAAGCAAUGGACUUGGGAACCAAUGAUGGGAGAAAGCUUGAUAUUGGUGCUAGUUGAUAAUAAUGAUGAUGUGCGGCAAGUUGGGAGGGCUAUCUUGGAACAUGUAUCCCAAGCACGGGGUCUGACUUCUGGGCUUCAAUUUUUGUGCUCGAGUGCAUCUUCACUCUCUGCUGUUUUUCUGGGUCUAAGAUAUGCAGUUCAACUGGUGGGAACGAGAUCAGUUUUGGCAGAUUUUCAUACUUUCCAUCACCUGUUUUUUGUCAUGUGCAAACUACUUAAGGAGGUUGUUGCUCAAAAACCUCCAGUUGCACAGCCAGGGAAACCUUCAGAAGGGGGUUUCCUGCGGCAACCCUAUUCAAGCGUGCUAGGUAGCCCACCAGAACAUGUUGUGGAUGUUACUAACUGGGAGAAGUUCUGCACUUUGCUUUCUGCAACUCUCUGGCCUUUCAUUUCCACAUGCUUGAGAGAAGGAAAGGAGCUAAUAGGUACCAAACAGUGUCAGAUAUCUUGUGUCCGUUUGCUUGAGUUGCUUCCUCUGGUGUAUGAGAGGGUCAGUAUAAAUUGUCGGACCCAAUCUUGCAGUAUGACGACAAUGUUUCAGGACCCUAUGGAUAUUGCAUGGUUUCUUCACUUGAUCCACUGGGGAAAAUCAUCUCUCCUUGUGAUUAUCAGACAUUGGAAACAGUGCGUGCUCUCUUUAUUGAAAGAACUUAAAGGUUCAUAUAGUGGUACUGGUACCAUUCAGCGCUACAUUGAAGAUCUUGACAAUAUCAUUUCGCAUGAUGCAGUCAAUAUUGAUGAACUUGAAGAGAGUGUUUCAAAUCUUAAACUUGCACUGUCCAAGGAGGCUCCUGCAACAGUUAAAAGGGGAGAGUUAAUUGAUGCACCGAUGUUCAAAGAACCAAUUGUUAGUGUCCCUUCUCCAGUUCAGGGGAGACAUACUGGCAUGGACAAUGUUGUGAAUGUUGAAAGCACAAAGCCCUCCUGUUCACCAGAUAUUCACGAAAUAAUACUCCUUUCAGAUAGUGAAGAUAAUUUAGCGGCUGCGGAUGUGUCCAGUGAGGAGGUCUUAUCAUCAGUUAUGGAGAAUGAUGCAUCAACUACUUCCAAUACGUCGAAAGAAGUUAAGCGUCCAGAACAAAGAAUGCUGACUGAAGCUAGACACGUGCCUUUAAAACCGCAGAUAUCCACUCCAGCUAGUAAUAUUAGUGCUUCUUCUAGACCCAUAUCAACAGAUAGUAGGGGCAACAUUGCUGCCUCAAAACGUUUAGAUGGAAUGAAAAAGACGAGGCUUCCAACAAAUGCAAAUAAUAAUUCCUUUUUACCAAAAUUGGUUAAAUCAUCUGUUAGUGGCACUUCUCAACCACAGCGUCCAAAUUUGUCAUCAGGUACAGAAAAAUUUAAGUCAAUCUUCAGGGAUAUAUCUGAUGAUGAAGAUGAUCCUUUGGAUCAUGCACUUGAUAAUUGCCAAAAGCCACAAAUCCCUUCAGCAAAGCCUAGUAUAUUAGUUCCUAAGAGACAAGUUGUUCAGCUUCCAGUGCCUGUUGGAAGAAGACAAGGUUCUGGCUGUAAGGUUGCAAGUACACGACGGCUUCAGCCACCUAAAUUGGGCAGCUGGUUUAAAAAUAUAUUGGAAAUGGACUACUUUACUGUUGUUGGGUUAUCUUCUUCUGAAGUAGUAAAAAUGCCUGCUUUAAAAGAAAUUCCUGUAUGCUUUGAUUCACAAGCUCAAUAUGUUGAGAUUUUCCAGCCACUAGUUCUGGAAGAGUUUAAGGCUCAGUUGCAGAAUUCUUAUGUUGAGACCCCUCUUGAUGACAUGAUUUGUGGAUGCAUAUCUAUCCUGUCCGUUGAAAGAGUUGAUGAAUUCCUUAUCGUCCGUGCCCGCCCUGAGAAUAGUCAGUCUAUCAAAUUUAAAGGCUGCAUGGAGAAUGAUUUAAUACUACUCACGAAAGAUUCACUGAAGGACCCAGAACAGCAAGUCCAUGUGCUCGGGAAGGUGGAGAGGCGUGAGAGUGAUAAAAAUAAGGCAUUGAUUUUUGUGAUAAAGUUCUUUCUUUCUAGUAACAAUGCACGUCUAAAUAAAGCGAAACGACUUCUUGUUGAAAGAAGUAAGUGGUUCUUAAAUCGGGUUAUGAGCAUGACCCCUCAAAUUCGUGAAUUCAGUGCUCUCUCAUCGUUAAAUGAUAUCCCAGUGCUUCCAGCAAUCUUGAAUCCUGUUUCUUGUGCUGAAAGCUAUCAUAAAUCUGGAAAAGUGCAUCUUGAUCGACUAGCACACCCUUUGAGGAAAGUAUUGAAAUCAUCAUACAAUGAAAGUCAGCUCCAAGCUGUAAGCAUUGCCAUUGGAUCAACAAGCUCUAAAACAAAAUUUGACCUCUCCCUUAUUCAGGGCCCUCCAGGUACAGGUAAAACAAGGACAAUCGUAGCAAUUGUAAGUGCUCUGCUAUCUGUACAUGCAGAUAACUCUUACAAGUUAUCAAGAAAUGAAUCUGUGAAUAGUACUGAUUCUACCAAGCCAAGAGCAAAGAUUAGUGAAUCUGCUGCUGUAACUAGAGCUUGGCAGGAUGCAGCCCUUGCUAAACAAUUGGAAAAGGAUUCUCAGACAGAAUGUCCUGGAACGACAGAGCGGUUUGCCAAAGGAAGGGCUUUAAUUUGUGCGCAGUCAAAUGCAGCAGUUGAUGAGCUUGUGUCAAGACUCAGUGAGGGAUUGUAUGGUACUGAUGGAAAUAUGUAUAGGCCUUAUAUAGUGAGAGUUGGUAAUGCGAAGACAGUUCAUUCUAAUUCAUUGCCUUUCUUCAUUGAUACACUUGUGGAACAAAGAUUGUCGGAUGAACUGAAGACUAAUAAUGAUGGCAAAAAUUCAUCUGAUGGUGAAUCCUCUAGUUCACUUAGGGCUAAUUUGGAGAAGAUCGUGGACAGAAUUAGACAUUAUGAGUCAAGGCGAAAACUAAUUGAGUCUGAUAAAAGUGAAGAUGGUUCUCCUGUAGCUGAUGAAGAUGAGGUCGAUGAAGUUUCUGAUGAAGCGCUUGGUGGAAAGCUUAACUUUUUGUAUGCACAGAAAAGGAAAGUUUCUGCAGAACUUGCCACUGCUCACGCACGUGAAAAAAAAAUAGCUGAUGAAAACAAGUUUCUAAAGCACAAGGUACGGAAGUCAAUUCUUGGAGAAGCAGAAAUUAUUGUGACUACACUGAGUGGGUGCGGCGGUGACAUUUAUGGAGUUUGCUCAGAAACUGCUUCAUCUAAUAAAUAUGGGACUUUUUCGGAGCAUGCUCUGUUUGAUGUUGUUGUUAUUGAUGAAGCUGCACAGGCCCUUGAACCUGCAACACUGAUUCCACUACAGCUUCUGAAGUCGAGAGGAACUAAAUGCAUAAUGGUUGGUGAUCCCAAGCAGCUACCUGCUACUGUGAUGUCUGGAUUGGCUAGCAAGUUUCUCUAUGAGUGCAGCAUGUUUGAACGCCUACAAAGAGCUGGUUACCCAGUGAUUAUGCUGACUAAACAGUAUCGCAUGCAUCCAGAGAUUAGCAGAUUUCCAUCUUUACAUUUCUACGAAAAUAAACUGCUUGAUGGUGCUGAGAUGGCUGAGAAAUCAGCUUCAUUCCAUGAUCAUGAUUAUCUUGGUCCAUACAUGUUCUUUGAUAUUGCUGACGGUCGUGAACAUUGUGGAAGGAAUGCUGCUACACAGUCACUCUGUAAUGAGUUUGAAGCUGAUGCAGCUCUUGAAAUACUUACUUUUUUAAAGAAAAGAUAUCCGUUGGAGUUCUCCUCUAGGAAAAUAGGGAUCAUUACUCCAUAUAGAAGCCAGCUCUCUCUACUGCGUUCAAGGUUCACUUCUUAUUUUGGGCCUGAGAUUGUUGCUGAGAUGGAGAUAAAUACUGUGGAUGGAUUUCAAGGUCGUGAAGUUGAUAUCUUGGUGUUGUCAACUGUUAGAGCCUCUAAUUCAUCAGAUGAGAGGCAUCGCACUGGUGAAGCACGCAGUAUUGGGUUUGUUGCAGAUGUUAGACGCAUGAAUGUUGCACUGACACGUGCCAGGCUCUCUCUAUGGAUUGUUGGAAAUGCAAGAACUUUGCGGAUCAAUUCACACUGGGAUUCCUUAGUACGGAAUGCUGAAGAGCGGAAUCUGUUCAUCUCAAUUAAGCGGCCAUAUCGUUUGAUAUUUGAAGAGGUCCAACCUCAUUCCAGAGAUAUACAUGGUACUACUGGUAGCUACCACACUAGUCAUCUCAAGAAGAAGGAUAACGGAAAGGCUGCUAUGAUGAGCUCAAAGAGAGUUGAUGCUCGACUCCAGAAGGAGCAAUCAACACAUGCUGCCAGGAAUGUAGAAAAAGAUGGUAAAAGACCUAAAGAAAAAUCAAAAUCGGCAUCAUGCUGGGACCAAAAGGUUCCUAGAGCUCAAGAGUCGAGUGUGAGAUCUUUUGUAGACAGGUCAGAAAAGCAGAAUAGUAAUAUGAGAUCCACCAAGAGCUCAUGGCAAGAAAACACUGAUCAGGAUUCUGUGAUGAGAAACCAAAUGGAGGUUAAAAAGUCGACUGUGCAUAAUGAUAAUCAUCUGGAGCUUUCUAAAGGCUUGGCAAAAGGGGGCUCUCUUGAAGGCUCCAGUGUUAGAAGGCAGAUGGAAUUGAAUAUACCUGUGGUGCAGAAUGUUUGCAAGGAAACUAACAAGGCCUCGUCAAACCAAGACUUGUUUCAGAAUCCGAAGGGCUCAUUGAAACAUGGUCUCGACUUGAAAUCAGCAAGUAAGAAAGAUGAUGUUUCUCCACCAGCAGUUCCUGAUCUGCAGAAGUUGAUACAAACGGCUAAAGGUGCAAGGAAGUUUUCUGAGAAGCCUAGAUGUGAUAAUCCAAAUAAAGUGGGUCGCUCAGUGAAACAUGAUGGAAUUUUGGAUCCAGCAAAUAAGAAUGGUGCUUGUCCACCAACAAAUCCUGAUACGAAGAUGGCUGAUAAGGCCAAGAGGAGGAGGUUCUCCGAGGAACCAAGACCUGGGAAUCCAACACAAGUGGAUCCCUCACGUCCAUCUCAUUUCAAUGAAGCAAGUAGCCAUGUGCCAGAACUCAAGAAAAGCCAAUCCACUAAAUUAACUAGUAAAAAUGAUUUAAUUGCAGAAAGAAAACGACAACGUGAGGAUGUCGAUUCUUUGCUUUCUUCAGCUCUUAUAUCAUCAUCCACUCAUCGUACCAAGAAAAAGAAAUGAGAAGAAGCCAAGGUGGCAGCAGACAUUUCAUCUGUUCUGUAGAUCAUAAAGAACAUUUAGCCCACUGACAGGAUCGUGCUGAUCUCAUGAAUACUGCAGUUUCCGUGGAAGUGCUUGAAUUAUGAGUUUCUGUCUUCCAAAGCUGGAUGCUGUAUGAUUGGCAACGGCCGGUGCCUACAGAGGGAGAACUCCCUCCGAUUCAGUGACAAGAUCGUAGCAGCUGAUUUUCCUAGUUCUGGAUUUCCUCUGAUGUCUGUAAAUUGUUUCUUAGAGCAUUUUAUUUCCCAUUUUUAUCCAUUUGGAUGUGAGCAAAAUGGGACCAUAUGGACAAAACAGACUGAUCAUACCGCUUGUUGAAGUGCAAGCCAAUUUUGCCCUGUAACAUUUUGUAAAUAACACCGUUGGAGCAAGAGCGCUGACAGAAUUUGACAUGUGCCUGGUGGUGUCCUUCAAAAUGAAAGGGAUAUCACGUGGUUUGCGUCAGAACGAAGGCUUGACUUUUAACCAA